GAUGAUGAUGAUGAUGAUGAUGAUGUUGAUGUUGAUGUUGUUGUUGUUGUUGUUGUUGUUCUUCUUCUUGUUCGAGUGGUCAAGUUCGACACACACGCACACUCUCUCUCACCCUCUCUCACACCCACAAUCAACCAUUGCUCGAUGACGAGGCGCCUGACGCCCUCGGAGCCGUUUAGACCGAGGUCUGGCCCCGAAAAAGGCACUGGUCGUCUUGUCGUCCCCCGAACUCGGCCGUCUUGUCGACAAGGCAAUCCCGGCUGUGGUGAUGGAAUGGCGAUCUCAAGUGUGGGGUGAAGGCGAGUGCCGACCUGUCACGCUUCCAAGGGCCAGUUUCCCCUCGCCAUCGAUAUAUCCGGCGCCCCACAAACCCCACGACACAUAUCCGUCGAGCUCAAAUGUCAGAGCCGGCCGGCCCUCGUGCUGUAUUUUGUACAUUGCUACAGCCGGCCGAAUCAGGCAAGCCGAGAGACGGACAAGACUGGCCUGCACUCACUCUCACUCUCACUCUCACUCUCAUCAUCACCAUCACCACUCUUGCUCUCACCACUCUCACUCUCGUCUCAACCCUCACUCCCUCUCCCACACACUCGCCGUCCCUCCGUCAGCUCCCGCCCUCAGAAAACAAACCCAGGACUCACUAGGUCGUGCCUCACACUUUCCAUUGGCCCCAUCAACCCGCCACAAUGCCUCGUCCCCCGUUGUCCGAGAACAGGUCCAUGGCCAUCCUCAAGGCCGCGAGACAGGGAAACUACGCCGUGCCAGGGAUGUGCUGCUACAACAUCGAGUCCAUCAUCGCCACCGUCCGUGCCGCCGAGGCCGCAAAGUCCCCUGCCAUGGUGCUCCUGUUCCCCUGGGCCAUCGAGUAUGCUGGCACCUCGCUGGUCAAAGCCGCAGCAGAUGCCUGUCACAAUGCCAAAGUGCCCGUGUCGCUGCAUCUGGACCACUGUCAGACACCCGACCUCGUGAGGCGCGCAGCCGAUAUCGAGGACGGCUUCGACUCCAUCAUGUGUGAUAUGAGCCACUAUGACAAGGAGGAGAACCUCCGUCUCACCAAGGAGCUCGUCGCCUACUGCCACGACCGGGGCAUCGCUGCGGAGGCAGAGCCAGGCAGGAUCGAGGGCGGGGAGGAUGGCGUCGCCGAGACGGCAGACCUCGGCGGCGUGCUCACCACCCCGGAGCAGGCCGAGGAGUUCGUGGCCACCGGUAUCGAGAUGCUGGCACCGGCAUUCGGGAAUGUGCACGGCAACUACGGCCCCAGGGGCAUCCAGCUCGAGUAUGACCGUCUGCAGAGCAUCUAUGACAAGGUCGGCGACCGUGUCCAGCUCGUCCUCCACGGCGCCGACCCCUUCACCGAGGACAUCUUCCACAAGUGCAUCGCCGGAGGAGUCACCAAGGUCAACAUCAACAAGGGCAUGAACAAGCACUAUGCUGCCGUCCAAGACGAGAUGCGAGGGAAACCCCUGACCAGCGUCAUCGAGGCCGGCACCAAGAGAAUGCAGGAGGCUAUCGAGACAUAUAUGCAACAGCUGGGCAGUGCUGGAAAGGCCUGACGCCCGUCAUCGUCAUCGUCAUCGUCAUCGUCAUCGUCAUCGUCAUCGUCACCAGCCCACCCGUGCGCCGAUAUGAAGGCGGCGCGGGGAGAAGGGGGAAAAUAGAGAGAGUAUGGGCUGGUUGGGGCCGGCGCUGCUUAUUAGACUUGUAGUGGAGUAACACAUUUUGGCUGCCAAUACAGUAAAGCACAGACGGCCGGGAUGCUGAAAAGUCACGGUGGAGGGUCUCCUCUUGUCGUAUAGGGUGGCCCCCUAGCAUUACCGAGCGAUUGACUGCAAGUAGCAUUGAGGAUUACAUUCAUCACAACAA
Diaporthe batatas is the source of this 1863-nucleotide messenger RNA. RefSeq lists its product as uncharacterized. Bases 687 to 1553 code for a protein of 288 amino acids. Gene Ontology annotation, molecular function: zinc ion binding; aldehyde-lyase activity. NCBI's taxonomy places the organism in Eukaryota, Fungi, Ascomycota, Sordariomycetes, Diaporthales, Diaporthaceae. The record is from RefSeq and is a predicted model, not a curated record. Gene Ontology annotation, biological process: carbohydrate metabolic process. The transcript is spliced from 2 exons.